Molecule: messenger RNA, 822 nt
Organism: Tilletiaria anomala UBC 951
Lineage: Eukaryota; Fungi; Basidiomycota; Exobasidiomycetes; Georgefischeriales; Tilletiariaceae
Exons: 4
Coding region: 92-688 (198 amino acids)
Source: RefSeq, a predicted model, not a curated record
UGUGUAGCUACUCGGUCCCGAUUGAAUCAGAAACAGAGUAAGGCAACCGAUAUGCCACGCCUUCGCAGUAGCCAACCAGGUGGAGGGGAGCAUGUUCAAGGUCGAUCUGACGAGCUCAACCAAGCAGCAGUCCCGUAAGGCUGCACAGGAGCGCAGAAACUUUCAGUUGCAGUGCCACGAGCUAAAAACAAGAGUCGAGCGUACCCUCCAAAUGGAACUUCAAACUGCGAUGGAUGAAAAGCUCGUCAAGCUCGAUGCAUUGGAAGCUGCGUUCGCGCAAGGAAAGCAUGAUGAACUGCAAGAUGAGGCGCCGAAAGAGCUUAGAAAUUUUCUCUCCGGGCUGCGCUCGCACUACAACAACGAAUGCAAAGCUUGGAUCGAGUUUUUGGACAGCACGGUGGAGGAGCUAGAGUCGCAGUGCCCGUUCGAAUACCAAGCUUGUGUUGCCCAACACAAGCCUGCGCUUCUGCACCGUCGCCGUCGUCGCUUGAUCAAAGACCACAAGCGUGAUAUCGCCGCCCAAGUGCAUCCGCAUGCCGCCUUCGCUCCGUCCACCUCCUCGACGCUUAUGCUUCCGAUCGAAAACAACGCCGUGUGCAAGGUUGAGGGCGAUGCAGGUCCAGGCGGAAGUGCGGGCUCUAUCGCGGAAGACCUGCUCAAAUGCGCUCUGAGGAUUCCUCAGGCUUGAAAAUGAGGAAGGUGGGACGCAUACGGGCAAAAACAAAGGCCACACGUUCCAAAUGAAGAUCGUGUCGAAGGAAAGCUUUGGGGAGGUUCAAGAAAAGGUAAACUCAGUCCAGCUGUGCAGUGAGCGUGUGCUAG